Molecule: messenger RNA, 8715 nt
Organism: Orussus abietinus
Lineage: Eukaryota; Metazoa; Arthropoda; Insecta; Hymenoptera; Orussidae
Gene: msi
Product: RNA-binding protein Musashi homolog 2
Exons: 4
Coding region: 189-1349 (386 amino acids)
Cellular component (GO): cytoplasm
Molecular function (GO): RNA binding
Source: RefSeq, a predicted model, not a curated record
CACGCGUGCUCCCCGGCUGAACUCCCGAGGCUCGCCGACCGUCUUCGAUCACGCAGUGGUCUCUGGAUUGCCCGCCUUUCCCGACGCGGAACCCCGGGCCCGGCAGCCUCCGCCAUUAAUUCUCCAGCGAGGACGGGGUCGCGACGAAAUCUGGAACUGGCGCCGGGAGCGACGAGCCGCGACCACCGAUGGCGGCCGCGAGUUUCCCCCCGAAUUUCGGGAACGUCGGCACGGUAGAGAACCGCGCCGGCAUGGAGGCGAACGGGGCGAUCGAGCACGACUUCCACAACGCCCUGGUCCCGAUAAACGGCAGUCACUCGGGUAGUUCCGGUAGGAGCACCCCCAAUGGGGGUGACCCUGCCCCCGGGAAGCUCUUCGUAGGCGGGCUCUCCUGGCAGACCAGCAGCGAGAAGCUGAGGGAGUACUUCGGCAUGUUCGGCACGGUGACCGACGUGCUCAUCAUGAAGGACCCCGUGACGCAGCGGAGCCGAGGUUUCGGUUUCAUAACCUUCGCCGAGCCAGGCAGCGUGGACAAGGUGUUGAAGUGCCCGAUCCACACCCUGGACGGCAAGAAGAUCGACCCGAAACACGCUACGCCGAAGAACCGGGCGAAGCAGGCGAACCGAACGAAGAAGAUCUUCGUGGGCGGGGUGAGCCAGGACACAAGCAGCGACGAAGUGAAGGCGUACUUCAACCAGUUCGGCAAGGUGGAGGAGACGGUCAUGCUGAUGGACCAGCAGACCAAGCGGCACCGUGGCUUCGGCUUCGUCACAUUCGAGAACGAGGACGUGGUGGACCGGGUGUGCGAGAUCCACUUCCACACGAUCAAGAACAAGAAGGUGGAGUGCAAGAAGGCUCAGCCGAAAGAAGCGGUCCAGCCAGGGGCCCUGGCCCUGGGGAAGCGCGUGGUCCUGGGGGCGCUGGGUGUCCGACUGGCGCCGCAGCCGCCGCUCCCGGUGGCGUCGCAGAUCGCGGCGGCCGCCCAGGCGCAGGCGCAGGUGCAAGCGGCAGCAGCCGCCGCGGCGGCGGCGCAGGUGCAGAGUGCGGUUGCCGGCUACGGGAAGCUCUUCGCCGCGGGUUACCCGGCGGCAGCGGCGCUCUCGGCGUACCGCUACGCCCCGUACCCGCUGCCAGCCGCAGUGGCGGCUGCAGCGGCCGCCGCAGGUCCCCCCCCGGCCCCGGCCCCGGCGCCCCCCCAGCAGGCGCAGUCGGCCGCAGCAGCGGCCGCUGCGGCCGCCGCAGCGGGUCCAGGCAACCCUUACCAGGGGUACUCGCUGACCAACGUCGACAUGUCCAGCUUCCAGGGCGUCGACUGGGGCUCCAUGUACGGCAUGGGCAUGUACGUCUAGAGGCGAUCCCCCGCCGCCCCCCUCCCCAGCGCCCCCGCGGCGGCCUAGGGGGGAGGGAACCCCUUCUGAUCUCAACGGAUGUCACGUCUCGGUGAUCGGCCCCCUCACCCCCCCCCCCAAUGUUUCCUUUAUCCGCAAAUCGAACGCCAAAAAUUCUGCGGAUCCCAAGUCCGAGGGGGUGCAUGCCGCUCGUUCCGCCUCCCCCCAUCACCCCCAUCCUCUGGGGGCGGGAGCCCUUCCGGCGAGGAGACGCCUUAACUUAUUGCCCUAGGUCGUAAGGCCGCGCCAGGUUUUAUUAUUAAUUAUUAGUUCGUCAUUUCGUGGUCAUAUCGUAAGAGCCCGGACACCCCGCGACGCGGUCGGGCCGCGUUGUCGGAUUCGAAGUGUUUUCGAAUUUUCCACCUUUUUCUUUUUUUUUCUUUUUUUUUUCUUUUUCUUUUCCUCCGUUGGAAUAUUCCAGGGUUUAUCGAAUUACGAUUCGAUGGAUUAAGGGCGGGGGAAGACCUUCGAGGUGCCUCGGCUGUUUCGGUUCCUCCUUUUCGCUUUUAAUUCCUUCCUUGUUCUUUCGUUUCCGUUCCCUUCGUUUGAUUUCCUUGCUUUCCUCGGUUUCCUCGGAGUCACGGCACCGAGACUCUCCUCCACGUCGGCGAGCUCGGACGCCCUGACUUCCCGCGGUUUGUUUGAAAAACUUUUCGGUCAUCUCGACCGCUCGCUAUCCAUCAGGGGCCUUUUCGGCGGGCGCGAAAUUCGAAAAGCGCGCUGGCUCUUAAGCAAUAUGGCGGCCGCGGCCGAGUCUUCCGCAGGGGACGCCUCGAGGCCCGCCUUCGAUGUAUAUUAUAUUUAUGUGUGUACAUAAUGCAUAUUUAUAAGCACACGGACAGGAUAAGAAAUAACCCUCCCGCGAAAAGGCCCGUCUCGUUCGGGGGACGCCAUCUUUGAUUAUUACCUUCUCCCCUUAUUUAUCAAUUAUCGCCGCCCUUUGCGUUCGGCCAUUUCCUUCGUCUCUCUUCUGAGCAAUGACAGACAAUAUUCUUCCGCUCUCCAUCUCGUGUAUAUUCGAUAUACACGUUGCAUAUAUAUAUAAAAAAUAUAUAUAUACACGUAUACAGGAGACUCGCGCGUGUCCACGUGCACACACAUAAGUACACAUAAAUACGUUUGUAUACGUGUAUCUGCCCACGCGCGCGAACCUCACCUAGUAUUACAUAUGUACGUAUAAUAUACGCGUACAUAUUUUAUUACGUAUCUUGUGUAUAUUAUACGUAUAUCUCACGUAUAUAUAUAUACUACCGACCGGGCGCUCCGACGCUUCAUUUUGAGACGUUUUCGUGGAGCGAUGUGAGAGUUAGAAGGGAAAAAAAAAAGAAUGAGAGAGAGAGAAAGGAGAAGGACGAAGAGGAAAUAAGUCGACUUACUACGAUAAAUUAGAAGUACUUAAUCGAUACUCCAUAGAGCCGAUAAGAGUGACGAUACGCCCCGAGAUUUUUCAGUCGGCGUAAAUUCGAGUGAGAGAGAGAGAGAGAGAAAGCGUGUGAGUGCGAGAGGGAGAGAGAGAGAGAUUAACGAGAGGGACACGUUGUUCACGCUAGUUCAAUAAGUAAUUAAGUGAUAUCUCGUACUCCAGUAAGUCGUUGCAUAACUUAUACAUACGUACAUACGCCACGUGCAUAUACAUUCAUACUCACAUGUGUACGCGAUAUAUCGAUUAACUAGCGGAUACGUAAAAGUCGGCGGGAAGAGGCGAGAAAAGUGAGGUUAGGAGAGCCGCCUUCCUCGGGACUCCACGUGGCGACCUCCCGGAGGACAUUUCCUGCCGGGGAGGGGUCGUCUCCUAUUUUUUUUUUCUUCCCCAUUUUUUUUUUCCUGUCGCAAGAAAAUGUGAAAUUUUCGAACUAGCGGUAAAAAGAGAGAAAAAUGGCGGACGGUCCGCGCGCGAGGGAGAUCCGCGCGUUGGAUGCGUCCCUGGGAAUUUCGAGCAAUAAGUGAUUACUCAAACAAUACCUAUUGAUAAUUGCGAGGAGUUGUAAUUAACUCGACUUAACUUAUUUAAGCGUCGUCGGUCGGUGGCGAGAGGGAAGGAAGCGACGAGAGAGGAAGUGCGAGCGACGAGGACGAUCUCCAGGAUCUCCAGGUCCUAGGGAUGGGUAGGGGUGACAGGGAGGGAAAGGGUUGCGUCCCAUGGGAAAAGACUACGAUCUCAUUCGGGACCGUUUCGAUCUAUCGACUUGGACCGGGCGUGGUAUUGACACACUCAACGCGACGGUAUAAAAAGUAUUAAAAAGAAAAAAAGAAAAAAGAUGAACGGGUUAAGGGGGUGCGAAACUGGAGGGAUGACAAUUCUGUAACGAUUCUCUCCGAGCUGGGUGCAUCGAAUCGUUUUCGAGAUUUAAGACGUGAAUCUGGAGGCCGAAAGGAAGGUGUCGACGGCCGUGAAAUUCCACUUUUAGGAAGAUUAAGAAUGUUUAACGAAAAUUUUUUAAUAACUCCAAGUUUCCCGGGGGACGAGACCUUCCUUAAGGCCAUCGUAUUCGUGCUGCAAAGUUUUUCAGGCUAGUAAGAGCGCCUAAAGGCGCCCGACGUUUGGUCCAAUAUUGCCCGCACGGUCAGAGGAAUUUCGCCCGUAUGUAGAAACGAAUGAAAUGUCCCUGUUAAAAGGGUUGAAACGAUUCGGUGCCUCUGUUCGGAGGAAAGUGAGGUAAACGAGACCUCUUUGACGCCACUUUAACAUCCCCUUAAGCCUCGCCCAUUUCGAGACCCACCCUGUACGUCGCCCGUUAAUCGGCGCCGCCUCUAGCCGGAGUAUCCGUGGUUAUCAGCGAUUCGUGACGUCAGCUAGCUGUUUUGUAAUUGCGACUAAGUGUCGUAAGAAGUGCCGGGCGCGGCCGAGAACAGUACAAAUAGUAGCUAGUAGGGUAAUUACCGAUGCUCUCGCGAGCGCGGCCCCGGUGAUCGGGCGGCGUUCUAGUAUCUCUUAUCAGGACCGACCCGAGACGUGCACGGGGUCGAGGGCACUCGAGCUCUCAAAGUCUGAGCCAAGUACAAAUUCGGCAUCGAGCUCUCUCUCAUGGCUGUGUCAGUAGACCACUCGUUAAAGUUCGACGCCGCUCGGGUGUCUUUUGGAAGGCUUUUGGACCCGACGGGCCAGCUCUCGACGUAGAAGCGUCCAGGAGUGGGCGCCCUCGUAAAGGACGAUAUCCCCAUCGGUGCAACCUCCACUAAAUUCGAAACGGCGCCCACUUUGGAUCGUAACAUGCCUUUAGAUUUGGGUUAUACUUAGAGUACAAUGCCGGGGAUAAAUGCCCUCUCUCCGUGAACUCGUCGCCAUUGCCCGAGGGGGACGCAUUUAUGUCCGCCACUGUACACUCGGGAUUAAUCGAGAUUAAGGUUAGGUGGCCGGUAGGAUGUUGACUCGGGAUUUCCUAAGCGGAUUAACGUUGUACUUAAAAUCGGAGCCUACCUCGUUUAUGGGAAUUCACUUCCGGGAGUCUUAACAGUUAGUGUCACGGCUCGAGUUUCUUAUCAGAGGUCUAGCACUCGAGGAGGGAAAAUCGAUCCCAUGCACGUCUCUUCUACUCCCGUCCCGGGCCAGAAAGGUCGCGGAUGCGCGGCACGACUUUUUAUAUUUACUUAGAUCGACUUAUCGUAAUGUAAUCGCCGCCUCUCUUUAUCAGGAUCUAUUGUGACCUGCUACCUGUGAUUCGUGAUCUGCGAUCUGUGAUCGGGAUCUGGGAAGUCGAGUGCCGCGCACUCUGCCGGCCAGCUGGAGAAACGCGCGGACCUGCGGGAGGCUAAGUGGAAGCUCCACCCCUCUCUGGGUGGCUUUUUCUUAUCUCGGUUUUAGAUUUUACUUUCGACGUCGCGAAAUUUCGGCCCGUCACUCGCAAGUACUGCCGGGGAAAAGGAGUGGAAAAGAAGAAAAAAAAAUUAUAGCUUGCCAGUCUGUCUCGGAAAAUACGAACCGACACCUGGGGGGUCGAUCCUGUAACUCGAAUCUAGUGAAAGUGACGAAAGUGAACACUUCCCAUGAUUCCGUAUAACUUACACGUGAAAAUGUGAGAUACUUCGCGUGAGCCUGCUCGACAGGAGAUUUCACGUCGAAUGAGGAGAUGUUUCACCCUAGAGGUUUCACAUCUUCAUUGGGAGGUUACAGAAUUCGGUGAAAAUGCUCACGUUAGACGACAGGGCGAGGAAUGAGCCCUCUCGCGAAGAAACUACAGAAUCGACCCCGUGAAAAACGUAGGCAGGGCGACAGGGAGUAGAGAAAAGAGGGGGAGGAAAUAAGGAUAACCCAAGAAGGAAAGGAAUAUGUACGCCCAAAUCGCGUUACGGCUUUUCCCUGAAGUAUCUUACGUUACCGGAUCGAUGGAGGGAAACGCGUUCUAUCGAAUCUCAAGAUGGACUACGAAGCGUACCGCGUAAUAUCGGAUGUUACAAGAAUUGGGAAUGAAUUUCGAUCGGCACCGCGUUACGUCGGAUGUCGAAAUUAAUUUUGUGGUUUGCGUUAAAUCGGAUUUAUUAAUUUUCGAGGGGGGGGGGGGGGGGGGGGGGGGUACGCGUUAUAUCGAGUGCCGAUGAAUUCUCGACGGCACUGUGUCAUAUCGGACGUGGUGAUUAAUCCCUAGGGAGUAUCGCGUUAUAUCGGAUAUACCGGGGUGAAUAUUGAAGGGGCCCGCGUAAUAUAAUCAGGCAGCGAAUUUUCGGAAUGGUCGGAGCUCGAAAGCCCGAAAACAGAGGGAGAGACAGAGCGAGAAAUAACGAAUGAUCUACGAGACUGCCUCGGUAAAAAAAAAAAAAUAUAACCAGCAAAAGGAAAACGUUAUCAGAGAGGGAAAGAGAGAAAACUACCUUACCGCCUCCGAGACCGCGCGAUUCCGAAACUCGUCACCCCCUACCUAUCGCGUAAACCCGGACACACCGAAGGUGCGUUGUUGUUGUUGUUGUUGUUGUUGUUAAUCAGUGGCCGUGGCUCGUAACUAUAAACGUUGUUGUUGUUGGUAUUAUUACUAUUGCCGGUAACUCAGGUGAGCCGCGGGUACCGCGACAAGGAGAGAGAAAAUAAGAAGAAAGCGAAAAAAAAAAAGAGAGAGAAAAACACGAGAAGCCAAAAGUAACAAAAAAAAAAAGAGAGAGAGAACUGAGACGACAAAAGUUAACAAAAUCGGGGGAAAAAAAGACCCGCAAAAAGAUCAAAGGCAAUCGUCCCGCAGCCUGAAUUUGGUCAAGACUCGAAAUUCGACGCCAUUUUGUCCCUCCUCUCCCAUCCUCCCCCUCACCCCUCUUCCGCCACUCACAUAACCUCCCCUCAUCGUUGUUGGUAUUGUUAUUGUUGUUGUUGUUGUUGUUAAUGAUAGCGAUGGGCGUCGUAGAGAGUAGCGAAAGUAGUAGUAAUAAUGUUAACAGCAGCAACAGUGGUACCUCGCCUAGUGGUUGCGCGCGCAUCCGUACGUGUACUCGUAUAUACGUCGGUAGAGUUUCGAGCCAAGUACAUUUAUUCAAAUGUACACAUCCAUAACCUGACAUGAGACAUGAAGAUGUUCUUUCGGUUCGAUCAACUUUUUUACGUCGUAGAGUGGUAAAAACAAUUCCCGAUUUAUCACAUUGCCCACGUGUAUACAGGUACUGUAUCGGGCACAUGGAAAUUAAAUUCACCCUUUUGUAAAUUAAAAUUCAUCAGUUUGCAAGUGAGAUUGAACGUUUCGCAAGUGAUCCCAAGGGAAGUUGAAUUUCGGGCUGGAGAACGUGUACACCGUACGCAUGCGCGCGCAGGAUUUCUAGUUAACAGCAGCAGCAGCGGCGACGACGGCGGCGGCAGCAGCGUCAGUAGUCGUAGUUGAUGAUAACAGUAGCAGUAGCAGUAGCGGUAGUUAUUGGUGUAGUUAGUAGCAGUGCGGCAGUGCGUUGGUAGCAGCAGCAAUAAGCCUGUGACGUAACCGGUAAACCCGCGGCCAUUGAGGGCGGGGGUAUUCGGUGUGAGCGCGAGAUCACUCUUUUUACCGUCAAUUGCAGCACGCGAGAGGCGCGUGCGCGCGCAUCGCCUCGCCUCGCGCGCGGGAAAUUCAAAAUGUCCGGGCGGUGAAUUGACGCCGGAUUUGAAAACUGGAAAGUAAAUCCGGUCGCUUCUAAUAUAGCGAGUUGGUAACCAUCCAUGGCAUGAGAGGAAGCUCCGUUUUCCGGGCAUUUUCUCCGCUUUGAAAGUAUCCCCGUUAUCGAUAUCUCUAUAUUAAUCGACCGGUGAAAAUGCCCGAACGAGAGCUCACUUGGUAGGCGGAUAAUAAUAUUCGUUGGAUGUGUUCAGUAUUCAGCAUGCGGAGGCGCUUAUCAGUUUUAAUCGGAUAGCGAUGAUUACGUCAGUUAUCAGUAGUUAUCUGUACUUUUUCCUACUUUGGGGCUUUCCGAGACUUCCCUAUGGAGACGUGCGCGCGCGCGCGCGCGUGCUCUCUCUCGAACGCCUAUGUGUCAAGACCGUAAAUUAGUUUAGUUCAGAUGCCUGGAAAGAUUGCCAAUAAAGUAGUUUAAAACUGGUAGCUAACACCUCUGUGUACUUCCUUGGAUUUUUUCUAUCACUUACCACGUAAUACAUCUGUACAUCUUACCCCUAACUUAGAGUACGAGUAUACUGUGUCUGUAUAUUGUUAUUUCUUGUUCCUUUUAUAUAUAUAUAUAUAUAUACGUAUGUACACGUGUGUUCAGGGCGAGUCCUGGAGGGCCAUUUUGAAAAUUUCAUACAAGAUUUCAUAAAUGAUACUUGCUAAUCAGGACGUGAUAAGCAUUUCUUGAUUACUGCAAAAAAUUAUCCCAAUACAAAAUGUACAAUAUGUACGAUAAAAUUAUCCCAAUAUACAGUUCAAGGGGGGGGUGUUAGUUUGACGCAAGGAAAUUUCAUGAAAUUCGGACAUGUCACAUGACUCGCCCUGUAUACCCUAGCUGGCUGCGUUUGCGGAACGCUCUGCUGUCGUAGGUGCACCAAGGGGUCUCGCUGAUCGAUUAUUAUCAUACCAGUCGAAAUAUGCCCCUAGCCCCCUGUAUGACGGCUGCAUUUGUCAGUUCCCUAUGUACCACCGGGAUUGUCAGAUAUCAGACUGUUAAGGUGAUAUGAAAGUGGCAGGGGUCUCGUUCAUAAUACUCUUCACCGAACUUAAUGUACCGAGUCGUUCCAAACGAAAAGUAAAUAUUUUUUUGGGAAAAAAAAAGAAGAAAAAAAAAAAGAAAUGCUGGACGGCAUUGCUCUGCGUGGCUCCUCGAGGAGAAAUGCAAAAUCUCAAUUUUAUAUAUAUAUAUGUGUAUAUAAUUAUGUAUCAUCCCCACUUCGUUAAUUAAUCCUCCCGGAUUUUCGUUUCUCUGCCCUGAGAUGGGGAUUUCCAUUGAA